Marmota flaviventris (yellow-bellied marmot) is the source of this 760-nucleotide messenger RNA. RefSeq names its product lin-7 homolog B, crumbs cell polarity complex component (gene Lin7b). NCBI's taxonomy places the organism in Eukaryota, Metazoa, Chordata, Mammalia, Rodentia, Sciuridae. The record is from RefSeq and is a predicted model, not a curated record. Gene Ontology annotation, molecular function: protein binding.
CUCGCCGGCGACGGGGCAGGCAGGCGGCUGGCGUCUGUGGCGCCGACAUGGCUGCGCUGGUGGAGCCGCUGGGGCUGGAGCGGGACGUGUCCCGGGCCGUGGAGCUCCUCGAGCGACUCCAGCGCAGCGGGGAGCUGCCCCCGCAGAAGCUGCAGGCCCUCCAGCGAGUCCUGCAGAGCCGCUUCUGCUCCGCCAUCCGUGAGGUGUAUGAGCAGCUCUAUGACACGCUGGACAUCACUGGCAGUGCUGAGAUACGCGCUCAUGCCACAGCCAAGGCCACGGUGGCUGCUUUCACAGCCAGUGAGGGCCAUGCACAUCCCAGAGUAGUGGAGCUGCCCAAGACAGAUGAGGGCCUGGGCUUCAACAUCAUGGGUGGCAAAGAGCAGAACUCGCCCAUCUACAUUUCCCGUGUCAUUCCUGGAGGAGUUGCCGAUCGCCAUGGAGGUCUGAAACGUGGGGACCAACUGCUGUCGGUGAAUGGUGUGAGUGUUGAGGGUGAGCAGCAUGAGAAGGCAGUGGAGUUACUGAAGGCGGCCCAGGGCUCGGUGAAGCUGGUGGUGCGUUACACACCUCGAGUGCUGGAAGAAAUGGAGGCCCGUUUUGAGAAGAUGCGCUCUGCACGCAGGCGCCAGCAGCACCAGAGCUACUCGUCCUUGGAAUCUCGAGGCUGAAAUCAGAGAUCUGGAUCUUCACCCUCACCCUCUCCCCCUGUACAGUAUUUAUUGUCACUGGCUCCUUAUUUAAAGAUGUUUGACCCUCA